ACAACUAAAAUUUAAUUGCUUCUCGUUCAACGUAACCAAGAUAGAUUCCAAGAUUCAUUCUACUCAGCCUUCAAGUGUCCUCCCCCCCCAGCAAGACUAGUGAGACAGUAGCGAUAUUAUUUAUAAUCACGUAAAUUUAUAGAAAGGGCCGGACAUGUCUACAGACUCGUCCCCUGAGGUGCUCUGUGGCGAGGCUGACAGGCGUCCCAGUCAGAGCUUGUUCCAGGUCUACUAUCUGGGGUCAUCUCGUGUUGACCGUCGCUGCUCCAGCUCUGUCAUGCCCUGGAUAGUAGAGGAGCACAAGCUCAAGACACAAGAGAUGAAGCUGCUCUGGCUCACUCCAGGUGAUGAGACUGUGACCUACGUUGCAGACAGUGGACAGGAGCUGUUCAGUCAUCCCUACAGUAGCAUCCUGCAGUGCUGUAUUGCAGUGGAUGGGAUCUCACUGGCCUACAUUGCUCGCAGUGGCCAAGACAACCUCUAUCAUUGUCAUGUCUUCCAGUCUCUCACCUAUGAGGAGGCGAAGCUCAUCAUGUCAAAGUUCAAAGUCCACGCUCGUGAGGAAGUGUCCAUUGGCUCGACCAUCAGUAGAGACAAGAUCAGUGACCUCCCGAUGACCUCAUCUGGUCUCAUAUUCUCCUCGUCCCUCAAACACCAUCCCCCGGACAACAAGACUCGGACAAAGCCACUGGGAGACUCAGAAUAUAGCGCACAGUUCCUGGGUAAAUACGAAGUGCCCCCACCAUCGAGUUCAAAAGAUACACAAGUGCAAACCAUCGAUAAACUGGUAGUGAAGUUGAAGGAGAAUUAUCAGCUAAAGAUGAGCAAAGGGAAGAAAGGUUUCGGUUGGCGUGGGAAACUGGCAUCCUCAUCAUCUUCAUCACUGAGAAGCUACUCUGCAGACAAUGGUGACAGUGUCACAGCCGAGGGAGACAAGCACGUCGGUGUUAGUAGAAGCAGGUCUAACACGAGUGAUGUGAGCCAACCACCACCACCACCUGUGUUUAGUAUCACUGGAGAAAAUGGGCACUCUAUUGAUGGGCAUGUGCAGACCACUGGGCAUGUGCAGACUACUGAGCAUGUGCGGAAUGGAGGAGUUAGCAGGCAAAUCAGUGAACAAGAAAUAUCCGAUCAAGUCGAUGUUGGUACAGUGCCAGAAAUAUCCGGUCAAGUCGAUGUUGGUACGGUGCCUUGUGAAGAUCUUCGUCAUGAUUCUGUUACUUCUGAUAUUAGUAUGGAGUUUGACACUAUCCCUGAGUUAUCCAGCCUGCAAGACACUCCAGUGUUCCAGUCUCUGUGUGGUCCUCCGCCUCUGUCCAGCCAGAGGGUGAGGUUAGUGUUCUCAGGAAUGGUGGUCAUGUUGGUGUGUCAGGAGACAGGGGAGAGGGUACUCAAGAAGAGCAUCCGCAACAUCGCAUGUUGUGCCCAGGGUAAGAAGGACCCAGAGUGCUUUGCCUUCACAAGCACUAGCAAAGAAGGACCUGACAAGAAGUAUCACUGCCACCUCUUCCUGGCUGAGAGCAAGAAGGAGGUGUUCAAGAUCCUAGAUUCCUUCAAGGCAUCAUUUGUCCAUGCCCUGUCAGUGGGUAUGCCAGCUGCCCUGUGUGACUCCUGUCCCCUUCAACAACUGCACACUCUCUGCAAGAACCUUGAGGGAGCGACCACUCAAGUGGCUCAGUCUAUUAUUCAGGAGUGUCUUGAGUCGUUGCCUGAGGCAGACUGUGCCAGCAUCAUGAAGCAAUACAAGCACUCAGAGCACGCUGAUCACGAGUACACACAAAUCAUUGUUCUUGUCAACCUGAUACGACACCACUUCCAACAACGUCAGGACAGUCACACCCACACUGGCACGGGGAGUAUCACACCCUCACACAUCACACAAGAUCCCGCCCCCUCACGGCUACUGCCUGCACUGGCAAGGGCCAAAAUUGCACUGGCCUCGUCGUUUGAAAACCUCAAAAACAAGCAAUCAGAUCGAAACUCUAAACUAUUCCGCUCCAAGAUGGUGUCCCAUGGUUCCCAUGGUUACCAGAGCUUCCCUCCGUCCUCUCUCUUCUCUAAGAGGACCACAUUAGACACUCUGUUGUCACCCAUCCCUACGUCACCUGUUGCUAAGCAACAGACAGAGGAAGAUGUGCGCAGAGUGCGUACAUGGUCAGGGUUCAUCCACAAGUCACCCGGGUCCUCACACAGUGACCUCCAGGAGACUCAGGGGAACUCCCCCACCAUUGAUACACCAGUUGAGUCUUUCUCUGACAGUAAAGAGACUGUGGCAUCCACUCCAAAGAAGAAAACGUCAUUUCAAAGCAACGAGAAUAUGGAGUUUAUAAUUCCAUCCACACCAGUGAGGAAGAUACAGGACACACGCCCACGCUCGUUAAGAGGAGGGAAGCACGACAGGCACUCAAUACAUCACCCACUACGUAGGCCCACUUUAACCCCUCCACCACCCGAUAAAAAGUAUCGUACACAUCGCCGGGCAACGUCCUUCGCGGUGACAUCUUGGAGACAGGAGAUGUUUGAGAGCUGCACACCUGAUCGUGGACACAACCGUAGCACCUCUGAGAUACUGGAGGACUUUGAGAUCAUAGACAUUGAUCAGUAUCAGUACGGCCCGACACUACGACUAGGUCGAGGGUCCUCUAAGAAGUUGUUUGGUGGCUCCCCUCAGACCACGGCCAGGGGACGAUGGAGGCACGUCAUACAACAGCAGAUCAUCCUCAAUAGAAUGACAAAACUCAACUCCCUCGUCAAAAAGGCCUCUGACGAUGCUGAGUUGAGAAGGGUCAAGUUGAGCUACUCCACUCCCUCACUGGAGACUAAGGAAGCCAUUGCUCAGUGGAGCUCUGUCCUCAGUCAACCAGACUCUCUCUCUGACCACGACCUGAGGACACUCACACUCAAAGGAAUCCCCCCUAGCAAGAGGUCAGAGGUGUGGCCGCUACUGGCUCAGCGUUAUCGGGCCAGGAAUGAUCCUGAUUGGUCGAUGCCUCCAGAAAUAACGGGGCCUAGUGGACUGGCAGAGCUGCUCCGAGGAGAGACGGAGUUUGAACACAACAUUGUGGUGGACCUAGCACGGACCUUUCCUCGUCAUCCUUACUUUGAGAGGUCAAUGGAAGGUCAGAUGGUACUCAGGAACGUGCUCCACUCGUACGCUGUGGCAGACAGGGAGACGGGAUAUUGUCAGGGACUGAGCUUUGUGACUGGGAUACUACUCAUGCAUAGUGACACAGAGGAAGGUUCCUUCAAACUACUCCACCAGCUCAUGAAUCUCUAUGGCUUCAGAGAUAUCUACUUUGAGAACCUCGUUAACUUACAGAUGCGUUUGUACCAGUUGUCCCGGCUACUCCACGACUACAAGCCCUCUCUCUACCAACACCUCAAGGAGAGUGACAUCACUCCAUUCUUCUAUGCUGCUCCAUGGCUACUCACCAUAUUCGCCUCAGAGUUCCCUGUACCAUUCACAGCGAGGGUGUUUGAUAUGAUAUUCUUAGAAGGAACUGAUUUCAUUCUCAAGGUGGUAUUAGCACUCCUGCAAAUCCACCAAGAGGCUAUUCUCGAGUGCGAGGGAAUGGAGACCAUUUGUAAGAACCUCAAAACCUCACUCCCACAACUAGCAAUGGAACAAGCAGAUAACAUUUUUGAAAUUGCUUCAAAAUUCUCAUUUGGUAGUCGUUUAUCCACUUUUGAGGCAGAGUAUCACAUGAUGGCUGAGCUGAACUCUAGUUUCAAGUCUAAUCUCAUUAUCGAUGAUUUCUCCUCGGUUGCUGAGGUGCUGAAGAAUCAGAAUGUUGCUCUGAUAGAGCAGCUGGCUAUAUGUCACGCUGGCAACAACAGACUGGUCACCAUGGUGGAGGCAUUGCAGACUCAGAUGGCUGCACAAGACCAGAGGAUACUAGAGCUGGAGGGCAGACUACAGUCUAGGACUAGCACAGAAGAUGAGCAAUCAAGAUCGUCCAAGGAAAGCCUGACAACAGACACUACUACAUUAAACUGUGUGUAGAGCUAUAAGCUUUUUUAUGCUUUUAUGUGUGUAUAAUUAUAUCCUUGUGUGAAUUGAUAUCAUUUUAUGUCAUUGCA
This is a messenger RNA of Halichondria panicea, 4080 nucleotides long. RefSeq names its product TBC1 domain family member 1-like. The transcript has 17 exons. The record is from RefSeq and is a predicted model, not a curated record. Bases 155 to 4003 code for a protein of 1282 amino acids. Lineage: Eukaryota; Metazoa; Porifera; Demospongiae; Suberitida; Halichondriidae.